AUGUUGAAUCCAAGUGGUGGAAUUCCCCGGGGCAUAAGCCUUUCCAACACAGUCCAUUCGGAGGUCGCGCCGUGCUUGCCGUUGCCGUCUCUGCCGGUGUUUUGUGGUGCGCUUGAUGAGGUGCUCCACUUGUUCGAUGAGCAUAGCAGUUCGAGAUCGUUGAAUCGGAAUGAUGUUGUUAAUCAAGCUAGCAGAAUAGCUGAUCUGCUACGGAACACUGAUGUUUCUUACUUGAAUCUUAGAGCUGAGGCAAGUCCUCAACCUUAUGGCUAUGUGGGUUCUCUGGACCUUUAUAAUGAAGUUCUUACAUACGAUUCUGAAGCAUUUGAGCACAUAGCUCCAG
Ilex paraguariensis (yerba mate) is the source of this 343-nucleotide messenger RNA. The record is from the annotation of a GenBank genome assembly. NCBI's taxonomy places the organism in Eukaryota, Viridiplantae, Streptophyta, Magnoliopsida, Aquifoliales, Aquifoliaceae.